Messenger RNA from Coturnix japonica (Japanese quail), 4095 nucleotides. RefSeq names its product myeloid associated differentiation marker like 2 (gene MYADML2). Gene Ontology annotation, cellular component: membrane. NCBI's taxonomy places the organism in Eukaryota, Metazoa, Chordata, Aves, Galliformes, Phasianidae. The record is from RefSeq and is a predicted model, not a curated record.
ACCCUCAGAUCUCAUGACUGGAUGAGAUGCUUUCUAUUAGAACCUCAUCACUGACAAAUUGUCCCCAAUAGGAUCAUGUGAUUGAGCUAAAAUUAAAACGCAAUUAAGAAAUCAAAGGCUGACAGUGGAUGUAAGUAUGUGCACGGCAUGGCUGUAGUUCCAGACUCAGCGUAGCCAGCAUGGGACAGCUGCAGCCAAACACUUUGGUGGGAAGGCAUGAGGAGUAAGGAGCAGCACUCAGCAAUGAACCAUGGAAUCACAGGAUGGUUGGAGUCAGAAGGGACCCUAAAGGCCAUUUGGUGCCAGCCCUGCAUUAAGCAGGGACACCCGCAGCUCCAUCAGUGCUCACAGCCCAUCCCUGACCUUGGUUGGCUGCAGGGAUGGGGCACCAGCUCCCAUAUGGAUUAGCAUCACGGGGUUAGGAGGGGCAGGUAUCAGUGACAGCAAACCUUCCCCCCCCGCAGCCCCUCAGCCCUUUCAGUGCAUUUCCUGGCUGUUGUGAUGUUAACCGUGCCAACUCCACCCCCAGCUCACAGCAGCACUGUGUGGGUGCAGCAGGGUGCCUGCGGGCCCCACACACAGUGUGGCAGGACCAGGGGCAGCCCCACCUGCACACACCCGGACCCCUCCCAACAGCACACCAGGAUCAUGAACGGAUCAAAGCAGCAAUUCUGUGUUUCCACCUCAGCCUGGUGUGCAGUUUGAGGUUGGGGGUGAUCCCGGGUGCUGGAGUGUGGCAGUGGCCUGGUGCCAUGCUGAGGCCCAGUGCCAUGAGUGGGCUGCAUGAGGAAUCCCUUCUGUAGCGUUUUUUGCAUUCUGAAGCCUCAGCAAGCCAUCUUAUUUCACUUUUAUAGUUGAAAUGAGACUUUCCAGCUGUGAAGAAUCCUUAGCAAACGUACACCGUAAAUGGCGAUGGGGAAAGCUGUGAUCCAACUGCGGGGUUUGACCAUUCCUAUUGGAAUCCAAAGCAGAGCAAAGGAUAUCAAAGCCAUUUUUUUUGUCAACAAUUGCAUUCGGGUUUGGCACUCAGAAAGAUAAGAAUGAGCGGUUCCCACAUUAGUAAAACAGGGAAGAGCUUAAGGAGUCGGCAAGGAUUGGUGUCCAAAGCACAGCGGGGCCUUUCACAGCAUGCAAAUAUAUCACUGCUCCAGAUCAAAAGGAGCGAAGUGAGUCAGCUUCUAUCGCUUCUAUGGGCUCUCACGGUGCCCCUGGUGCCUCCAGGCCUGUCCCCUCCCUCCCCCCGAAGGGUUGUGCAUGGGGCUGUGCAGCUGCAGGGAGAGCAGCACUGACCAAUGCAUGUCCAGAGGAGCAGGAGGGCAGCCCAGAGCUGUGAUGGAGCUCAGGGUGUCAGUGUUAAAUAACACCACUCACGGCAGUUGAGGGGGGCAGGACUCGUUCCAGCACUAUUAAUAUAGCCCCUAUUUAUAUUCCUGGGUUCCUGCAAACGCCACAGCAGAGCUACAGCUGCAGAGCUAAAAUGGAAUAAAUGUCAGCCCCCGGGGAGAACGUGAUCCUUUCAGCCAUCGCGAGGGAAAGCAGGCAGCGAAAGGACAGAAUAAGGGACAGUAUUCAGAGCUGGGAACUGAUUGCAGCACCCCGAGAGAGCAGCCGGUGGGCAGAGCCAGCACUGACCUCCCUGCAGCAGCACUCGGUGCCAGAGACGCACACUCAGCGUCAGCACAGCACCUACGGAUACCGGCAGAGACAGGCAGGGAUUGGAGCUGCUGUCUGCAGAUCCGGAGCCAGGGCUGGAAAGAUGAUGGAGAGCACAGGAGGGCCGUAUCUGAACACCGCGGCUGUGACAUCCCCGGUGGGAAUAGUUCGUUUGCUGCAGAUGAUGUUUGGAUGCACCACGUUCAGCCUGGUGGCCCAUCAGGGGGGAUUCAGCGCAGCCUACGGCACCUUCUGCAUGUUUGUCUGGACCUUCUGCUUUGCUGUCACAGUCUUUAUCACUACCUGCGAGUUCACGCACCUGCACAGCUGUCUGAGCAUCUCCUGGGGGAACUUCACAGCGGCGUUCGCCAUGCUGGCCACGCUCAUGUCGGUCACGGCAGCAGUGAUCUACCCGCUGUACUUUGUGCAGCUCGGCUGCUACCCCAUCACCUGCGAGGUGAGAGACUUCCGCAUAGCGGCCAGUGUUUUCGCCGGCCUCGUGUUCAUUGUGUACGGCGUGGAGGUGUUCUUGACCAGAGCCAAACCAGGACAGGUCACCAGCUACAUGGCCACCGUCUCUGGGCUCCUGAAGAUCGUACAGGCCUUUGUGGCUUGCAUCAUCUUUGGGGCGCUGGUGAAUGACAGCCAGUAUAGCAAAUACGUGGCCACGCAGUGGUGUGUGGCCGUCUACAGCUUCUGCUUUAUGGUCACGGUGGUGGUGGUCGCCUUCAGUGUCACAGGUAAGACCGCCCAGCUGUGCUUCCCCUUUGAGCGCUCUGUGGUUGUCUACACGUUCGGGGCUGUCCUGCUGUACGUGAGCGCGGCCGUCAUCUGGCCGGUGUUCUGCUUUGACAGCAAGUACGGCUCCCCGCAGCGCCCCAGCGCCUGUGCCAAGGGCAGGUGUCCAUGGGACAGCCAGCUGGUGGUGGCCAUCUUCACCUACAUCAACCUGCUGCUCUACGUGGUGGACCUGGCGUACUCCCAGCGCAUCCGUUUCGUAUCCCACAUCUGAGGCCCGGCUCCAGCAGCAGCAGCAGGAGAUGGGAUGCAUCGAGGACAGGCACAGACUGGGCCAGGAACCAGAGCCCAUGGCCAGGGCUGAGUGGGCCCACAGUCACAGCCCACAGCGGAUCAGCUGCCCACCCCCAUCAGUCGGCAUCUGCUUCAGCCACCUGGUGCCAGGGUGAAGAAAUCCUGCAGUCCAAAGCAUGCGAAAUGGCCUCUCAUCUCCAGAAGGCAAAACUAAAAUGCUUGCUGCAAUAGUGGGUCUGUGAGCUGCUGGAAAUGCUGAGCCAAAUAUUAGGAAAGACACCAAAGAUUUUGAAACUGUUACCAACACUUAACUAUAAUCAAGUGACUACCCAGGAAGUGGGAAAGUUAAAAGCUGCAUCAAGGAACAGCAGUUCCAGAGAUGAAAAACAAUGUUGGGAGUUUGGGUUAGUCUGGGCUGUGUGGUGAGACAUGAAAUACUUGCAAAUGUGGGAAAUUCCAGUCGGGAUGUUUCUGAGAAGAACAUCAUAGCUGUGAUAUUAUUGUGAUGGUUUCCUUUCCCUCCGCUCCCCUGUUUAGCACAGCAAAGGAAUAACCCAAGAAUGCACCUUGAGGGGGAGCACGGGGUGUCCUAUUUAACACCAAGCCUUUAUAGGAACGAAUGUUUGUGUAACUGGAGUUCUAUUGCCAAGAAAUGGUGCAGAAUGGAUCCAAACUGCAAAGAAACUGCAGUCAGACAUCCUUGCUUGGACAAAGCAGAGGGUCUUGUUCUAUCUAACACCUGCGUUGUUCGUAGGCCAUUGCUUCUUCAUACUGAUUUUAUUUACUGAUAUUAUUUUCCUGGAAGCUUAAAGAUAAGUUUUGGGGUUGGAGGUGGGGAUGAAGGGAAUGCAAAGAUGAAUGGAUGUCACAGCCCUGCACAAUGAGCAAACCUAUAUGAAAAAGCCUUGCAUGUCAUGGUAACGAACAGGGAGUGCUGGCUGGGAGCAGAUCAGGUUGUGGGAUUCCUGAGCUCUCUGUGUCACAGCAGCUGUGCUCCCCGGGCCCAUCCCUGACAAAACACCCAUAAAAGUCCCACAUAGCACGGCUCAGAUUCCCAGCUUAGCUCAACAACUCCUCACUUACAGUCAGGCAGACACUAAAGCAGCCCGAGUUCUCAUGCAGGGCAGAUAGACUGGAUCCAAACCCAGAAGAAGCUGAUACUGACAGGAGUGAGAUUCAUUUCUUAAGCAAAUUAAAAUAAAGCUGAAUGGCAGCCUUGCAAUCUGCACCUACAGAGGUUUGCAUCCUUUCCCUUUGCUCACUGUGCAGCUGUUAUCUCGGCAAGCUGCAGCCCUUCUGCUUUCCAAUUCAUGUUGAUGCACAGCUCCUGCAUGGCCUGGGCUGCCAGCACUUUGGGAUGACCUUCUUUGUAGCAGAUUCAGGAUUAAAAGGAAGGAAAGAGACUUUUCA